Molecule: messenger RNA, 5599 nt
Organism: Rhinichthys klamathensis goyatoka
Lineage: Eukaryota; Metazoa; Chordata; Actinopteri; Cypriniformes; Leuciscidae
Gene: znf609a
Product: zinc finger protein 609a
Exons: 9
Coding region: 555-4793 (1412 amino acids)
Biological process (GO): regulation of transcription by RNA polymerase II
Cellular component (GO): nucleus
Source: RefSeq, a predicted model, not a curated record
GAAGCAAACAAGCGUAAAGAGCCAUUAGAGCUCAAGCAGAGGAACUGUGUGUGUGAGUGACUGCAGAUAUUCGGGACAUACUCUGAUCAUUGGGAUUGUAUCGCGUUGAGAAUUAAGGACACUUGCUGUUUUGAAACCGAAGGUGAAAUGUCGUUUUCCCAGCUGGUUUUUGUGCUGGUUGUACUGGAUUUGGAGUAGAUCUGAACUGUUCUGAUGGCUGCAGUCCAGUGAAACCGGCCUGUCUUUGGAUCUCCAGUGAGUGUGUGUGUGUAUGAAUGUGUGUGUGAAUGUGUGUAUGAAUGUGAGUGUGUAUGAUGAGUCCGUAUGUGUGUGUGUAACCCCUGCACAUUUUCUUGGAGGGCUAUUUUUCGUGUGUUUUGGAUCUAUGGCAUGCAUCUAGAUCGGGCUGGGUCCUCUGGGGGGGCAACAAUGUGGGUUACUGGGAAGGGGAAACCAACAGGACCCUGAGGCAUUUGUAGAUGUGCUUCCCGACCGCCUCAGUCGUCUGAGAAGGUCAGACCUCCCUGUGGCACGCUUGGGCCGCUGGCACUAAGAUGUCCCUCAGUAGUGGCACUGCAGGCGGGAAAGGUGUGGACUCGAAUGCGGUGGACACUUACGACAGCGGGGAUGAGUGGGAUAUUGGUGUAGGAAACCUGAUUAUUGACCUCGACGCCGACUUAGAGAAAGACAAGCUUGAGAUGUCUGGCACCAAGGACGGGGACGGGAUGGCUACUGCCUCGAGCGCCGUAGCGGCAUUGCCUGACAACAUUAAGUUCAUUAACCCGGUGCCUCCUCCACCGAUCAAGGACAGCAAAUCCAAAGCUAAGCGUAGCAAGAAUUCCAAGGACAGUAGCAAGUCCUCAACCCCUGAUGGGGGCAAGAAGGACGCCCAGGGACGGACUCAAAACGAGGGCACUGGGCCAACCGCAGGAAGCGGUUCCACGACCUUACCUUCUGGGAAAGGCUCUGAUAAAAGUAACAAGGCCUCCCGUAAUGUUCAGAGUGGAAAAAAGGACAAGGACGGUUCUGGGAAAAGCAAGAAGGAGAAAAACGAAGGGGUGCAAGUUGGGAACGUGCCCUUGGAUAAGGACCCAUCGGCCCAGGUUAUGCCUUUAGGCCAGGCACGCAAUACCCCAUUUGAGGGGACGCAAAAUUCGGACCUUGGUGGUGCUGAUCAACUAGGGAAUAUUACCCUUGAUACCAGUGGAAUAGUCACACCUUUGGCUAUCAAGAGCGAACCAGAAGAAGUGGAAAAUAAUGACUGCAGGAGCAUGAAGAAAGUAAAAAGUGAGAAGAUGGAGUCUCCGGUGUCCACGCCGGCACCGCCACCGCUGCACCUCCUCGCGCCGGUCCUCAGCGCCGACGUGUCGUCCUCGUGCGAGCAGAUCAUGGUCCGCACGCGCUCCGUGGCCGUCAACACCUCUGACGUGGCCCUGGCCACCGAGCCCGAGUGCCUGGGUCCCUGCGAACCGGGAACCAGCGUCAACCUGGAGGGCAUCGUCUGGCAGGAGACGGAGGACGGUAUGCUGGUUGUAAAUGUUACCUGGAGGAACAAGACGUAUGUGGGCACCCUGCUAGACUGCACCCGACAUGACUGGGCUCCUCCACGGUUCUGUGAGUCACCCACAAGUGACCUGGAGAUGAGGAAUGGCCGUGGACGGGGUAAAAGAAUGAGGCCCAAUAGCAAUACGCCAGUCAAUGAAAACAGUAACUCUUCUGAUAACAAAGGCAGCAACACCAGCAAGACUCGAGCCGCGUCGAACAGCAAAGGGCGACGGGGCAGUCAGAAUUCCUCUGAGCGACGAACCCCACCAAACAGCAACCCUGAGGAUAUAAAGGCUAGUCCUUCAUCUGCUAACAAACGCAAGAACAAACCUGCCUCAGACAUGGAGCCCAAUUCUAGUUCUGAGGAUACUAAGGGUAGCAAACGAAUGCGAACCAAUUCGAAUAGUGGAAUACCUCAUACUAUUCUUCCCCUGUCCAACAUCAAAGCUGAAUCCUUGCCCCCUUCUUUAGAUCGCAGCUGCCCCUCACCGGUUCUCAUUGAUUGCCCCCAUCCCAACUGCAACAAGAAAUACAAGCACAUUAAUGGACUUAAAUAUCACCAGGCUCGUGCUCACAAUGAUGAUGAUAUCAAGCUGGACAUAGAUGGUGAUAGUGAGUAUGGUGAGGACUCCACUUUGCACCCUGAGUCAGGUAGUUGCAAUGGUGCAUCCAUUUCCCAGAAGGGUUGUGCAUCUCCUGCAAGGUCGAACACACCCAAAGGUAGAGGAUUUGAUGCCCAGAGCCAAUCACCCUCAUCAGGAAAGUUCAGCUCGAAGCAGCCUGGCAAGAAGAAACCAGAAACUGAGCAUGACUCUGUUGUGCCCAUGGAUGGCUGUGAGGAUGGCCCAUGUCUUACAGAUGAGACGAGCAAUGAUGGCAUUGAUGAUAAAAGAGGCUUGGAUAAAGCUAAGAAGUCUGGGAGUAGUACCAAGGCAGACAAACUUGCUCAGAAGGCAAUGAAGUCCGCAAGACCCCUGGUUCCCUCUUUACCUCCACAGCAAUUGUACAACUUACCAACCUCUGGCUUCCCUGCUCCCAAUUCUGGCUCCUCCGCCAGUAUGGGCUCUGUGGUCCAGUCCAUUAGCAAGAGCCCCCAACUAAAGUCCAUUCAACCCAAACCUGCAGUAAUAGGAGAUCCCUCAAUUAACCCAGUCUUAAGCGGUUCUAAGGACAAGAAAAAGAAAGAUAAGAAAAAGAAGGAGGGCAGUAAGGAAGGAGACAGUCCAAAAGCCCCUUCCAAAGGAGGGAAACCUGAAGAAGGUAAGAGCCCAUAUUCUGAAAGCUCAGACCAAGGCAGUAAGAUUGAGGGACUGUUAAACGGAUCCACGGAUCCACAUCAAAGUCGGCUAGCCAGCAUGAAAGCAGAGGCAGACAAAAUCUACAGCUUUUCUGACAAUUCCCCCAGUCCUUCUAUUGGCGUGGCUAGUCGGAUAGAAAGUGGUGGGAUGGCACAGCCUCUUACUCCACUGCAUGUGGUUACCCAAAAUGGGGCAGAUAACUCUUCUGUGAAGACCAAUAGCCCAGCAUACUCUGACAUCUCAGAUGCAGGGGAGGAUGGCGAGGGCAAAGUGGAUGGUAUAAAGGUCAAGUCUGAGGAUCAGGCAGUUCGGGAAGGUGCCAAGAAAUCUCUAUUUCCAUCCCAACCACCAAACAAAGACCCCUCUUAUUAUCCAGGUUACGAAACAUACUAUUCGCCCAAUUAUAGCAACCCAAACCCCAGUCCAGGAGUCUCUAACCCUGCCACAUCGUUGCAAGAUGUUGCAGUGAAGGUGAAAAAAGAGGAGGAACCAGAACCAGGGAUUGACAAGGGCAAAUCAGAGCCGCCUGAAGAACGAAAGCCAGAUAUAGUUGUACCCUCUCAACAGCAACAGCAACCGCAACAGCAACCGCAACAGCAGCCUUCGGUCAUUCAACAGCGUUCUAGCAUGUUCAUGCAGCCCCUCUAUUACAAUCAGUAUGCCUAUGUACCUCCCUUUGGCUAUUCACCAGAUCAGACCUAUCAUAACCACCUGCUGAACACAAGCCCAGCUUACAGGCAACAGUGUGAGGACCGACAACGACAAGCUGCUGAGCAGCAUCGUGUUGCAGAGAAGAAAUCAGAGGCUGCUCAGAAGGACAGGGAAGCCUCCAUUAAGCAAGAAGAAUGGAAGCAGAAAGCUUCGGUUCCUCCAACAUUGUCUAAGGCGCCAAGCAUCUCAGACUUGGGCAAGCCGUCCCCACAGAGCAAGCCCAAAGAUCCCUCAGAGCCUGGCAAGUCAGUCAUUAUCCCCAAAGGGGAAGAUGGGAAGGGACAGAGCCAGCAAGGUGAGGGUUUGAAAAUGAAGCUAAGUGAAGCUGGCCAUCAUACAAAGGAUGAGCAGAAAUCAGGCCUCGAGUCUGGAAGAUCGGCUAUGGAGCAGGCAAUGUACAUGUAUAGACAGGAGCCAGACUCUCGACUGUGGCCCUACGUUUACCCCAGCAAGUACCCUGAUGCUCAGAAACAGAUUGAUGAGGAGAGGUGGAAGGAAGAGCGAGAACGGGAUCGUGAGCGAGAAAAGGACCGAGAUCGGGACAGAGACCGUGAGAGAGACCGGAAGGGCAAAGAUGAAAGGUCACGUCAUAAAGACACUCCCUCUAAAGAGGAAAAUAAGGAAGUGGCAGAACCACGAACUUCAUCAGCCCCAGAGGAGCAUAGAGGAGUUAGCAAAGAUCCACGAGCACAUAUGCAGUUUUCCACACCUCUGCCGCAGCACCAGUCAUAUAUGUCAUAUAUGCACGGAUACCCCUAUGGUCAAGGUUAUGACACCGGCCAUCCGGGAUACAGGGGGAUGCCUGCUGUCAUGAUGCAGAAUUACCCUGGAUCGUACCUGUCGCCAGGGUACUCCUUUUCUCCAUAUGGCAGUAAGAUGCCCCCUGGUGAGGAGGGUGAGAAGGCUCGUGCCAGUCCUACGGUGAGCGGCAAGUCUGCGUCAGAGUCCAAAGCCCUGGACAUCUUGCAUCAGCAUGCUAACCAGUACAAGAGCAAAUCACCCACAGUGGGUGAAAAGAUGCCCCAUGAAAGAGACCGAAGUGGGAGUGACCGAGAAAGAGACGGUGAACGUCCAAGAUCUUCACCUUCUCAGCGGAUCAUGCCUUCCCACCAUCAUCUAGGCUAUCCACUACUCCCAGGACAGUACGACCUGUCUUAUGCUACAGGUAUCUCCUCUUCAGCCAUUGUUGCAAGUCAACAAGCCUCCGCCCCUUCACUUUACCCCCCCGCACGGAGGUGAGAAUGGGAGAAGUGACUAGCCGCUUUUCUGCAGAAAUGUGACUGGUUCACAUGAGGACAUGGUGUGGAGGAGCUUAUGACAUCAGUUCAAUGAUGUUCCUGAUUUCUUUAUGGUUCUUUUUCCCCGGACUUCUUCUCGGCGCCUUCGUCCAACACCGUCAGAGAGGAGAAAAAGCAGAUCCAUGCGCCUCCCUCUCUGUGCUGCUGGAAACAUACUCAGGAGAGAGGAGACACACACGAUGCGCAAGCUCUCGGAAAACACACACGGACCUACAGAAUGUGGGAAAUCUUCAAUGAAUGCUAAGACAUUCCUGGAAGUCACUACAUUGUGUUUAAGGUGGAGUUCUGAUGUUCUGGACUGCUGCUCUAGAGCCAUAAGGAUUAUUGUUGUUUCCCCCCCGAAGGAUUCCAGCAUCUUCAUCUUCACACAUUUACACACACAAUCUCUUUGUGGACACUAUGCAAGUGGAUAAGGCUUGAUUCCCUCACUCAGUUCAUUCAGGGCAGUCCCGUUGCGAAGCUAUCGUUUCAACAUACUUGAGUUCCUUGUUCAACAGGCAGUUUUUAAUGCACUUCCCUGCCUUUGACGUUCAUAGUUAUUUUCUUUCACGUUCCUUUUGACUUUUCAUUUAUGGAUGAUGAACAAAUAGCCCAAAGUCACUCCGUUAACUGCUUAGCAUUGGUCGUUUUGCAGUGCAAGGCAAAUGUUUUGUUCUCGAACGGGCGACGGGGCUUCGCAUCGGUCGUUAAAGGGAUAGUUCACCCAAAAAUGAAAAUUAGCCCAUGAUUUACUCUCCCUCAAGUCAU